Molecule: messenger RNA, 627 nt
Organism: Candidozyma haemuli
Lineage: Eukaryota; Fungi; Ascomycota; Pichiomycetes; Serinales; Metschnikowiaceae
Exons: 1
Coding region: 1-627 (208 amino acids)
Biological process (GO): mitochondrial fission
Cellular component (GO): mitochondrion
Source: RefSeq, a predicted model, not a curated record
AUGUCCACCGUCGAAGCCGAAAAGACCGUACCGGAGAACGAAGAAGGUAGCGUUAGAUACGCUGCCUAUGCCAACAGACUCAGAACCAUCCUUCGUGCCUCCCACAGGUAUGUCGCUUACACUUCGGAUAUCGGUGAAUCCUUCAGACCAGUGGCCCAUCCGUACUUGGUGACAUUGGGGUACGGUGUGUCGUGGGCGUACUUGUUGUGUGACGUGAGUUAUGCUUCGUGGAAGGUCAAGAUGAAGACGGAGGGCCGUUACCAGCCGGGCCUUUUGCCAUGGCAUACUGUUGAAGCAGAAGGCGAUAAGGCUGAGGCUGACAAGUACAAGCGUGAGGUGGGCAAUUCCUUGUCUGAGACCGACUGGAGGGUCCAGUUUGCCAAGAGAGGUAUUUUCCAGGGUUUGGCUUCCAUGGGGUUGCCUGCGUUGACCAUUCACUCUGCUGUUCGUUAUUCGUCUGUUCUCUUUAAGAACGUCAAGACCAAGGCCCUCAAAACAUACGGUCCCGUGUCCAUUGGUUUAGGUAUUGUUCCUCUUUUGCCAUACAUCUUUGAUGAGCCUGUGGAACACGCCGUGGACUAUGUCUUCGACAAGGGUGAGCACUUGUACAGACAAAAGUUGGAGUAG